This is a messenger RNA of Aureobasidium melanogenum CBS 110374, 957 nucleotides long. RefSeq lists its product as uncharacterized. Bases 1 to 957 code for a protein of 318 amino acids. NCBI's taxonomy places the organism in Eukaryota, Fungi, Ascomycota, Dothideomycetes, Dothideales, Saccotheciaceae. The record is from RefSeq and is a predicted model, not a curated record. The transcript has a single exon.
AUGAAGCUGCUCCCACAAGGGAACUUUAACCCUUUCUCAGGGCUAGCACAAGCUGUGCAAGACGAAUUGACCUCGAGAUUCUUGAAGAAAUGGAGAUUCAGAAGCCCGCAAUACAGAGGCAAUGCACCAGCAUUGCAACAGGGAGAGUGGUUGCCAAUUCAAACCUCCCGUGACGACAGAGGGCAAGAACAACCUUUGGGAGAUGGAGGCUUGGGUGUUGUACACCUCUGGUGUUGCGUCGAUGCCAACAAUCGCGUUAUCGACCGUGUCAUUGUCAAGAACGUAUUUCCUGGAACUGAGGCUUGGGCGCUUCCAAGCCUGUGGCGAGAUGGACGUAUAGGAGGCGAGCCGCGAGAAGCCAUGAUCAGUAACGAGGUGUACGACCAACUCGAAGCCGCCAAUCCUGGAGAUGGACGAUUUGUUACCAGAUGUCUAGGUUAUGGAAACAUACAUGAUCCUUUCAGAUACGAUGACGACGGCAUGAUUUUAUCUUAUCUCGAUCCGUUGUUAGGAGACGCAGACAUUUUAGGAGGUCCACCGAGAGUACGCAAUCCACUGUCAGGAAAGCCCGUCACCUACCGUAUACCUAGCUACAAACUGUAUUUCGAAUACUGUGCGCAUGGCGACUUGCAUACUCAAAUCCAGGCCCAAACUAGAGAAGAAAAUCGUAACCGGGUGACAAAGGCAAGAAAACCUGGAGGCAACAAACGGCGCAAGUUACAAGUCAUUCAGAACGUACCUUUCCACGAAGGUUUCAUUUGGAGAAUGUUUGAAGCAUUGGCAAAGUGUGCGGUAGCAAUGGAGAGGGCGAAUGUUUUGCACGGAGACUUGUGUCCUACGAAUAGUAAGUCUUCUCGCGUCUUCACAAGUAUCAAGUCUCGUACUAACCAAUCCGCCAAGUUUUCUUGGGCGCGAGCGAUCCUAACAGAUUCAAAAUCUGGCCUGUCCCCAAGGUAA